AGAGUCAGGGUGUCGCCUCUCCAGCUUUACCUCGUCGGUCGGGAUUCGGUUGCUAGGAGCGACGUCAUUCCUUAUCGCCCGACGGAUUAUCUCUUUGCAAAUAACAUCCGGCGAAAAUUAUUGUGCAGUGCGAAACAUUAGAAGGAAAUUGUAUAAUCAUGAGUCAAAUCACUUGCAAAUAUAAUAUAUUUAUAAAUAUUAUAUGAAAGGAAAGAUUUAAAUUAAAGAAAAUGCCCCAUUUGCAAUAAGGACAACAAAAAAAUCCCGAUAAAGCACACUUUGUUUAAAAGUAAUGAAAUAAUGCAAUAACAGAUGCAUUUAUUCCACUCCUUCAAACUGAUUGCAGUCUAAUUUACUGCGUUGAUUUGGGAGCCGGCGGUUAGAAUGAACUCAGCCGCAGAGGACUCGACAAGAUCGGUGCAGCAACUUCAGGACUUUCUCGGAGAUUUGUUGAUCCUGGGAUCACUCCAGGGUUUCCGAUACUUCCAGCCUUGGCUACGUGGCCGCGAGGAACUGCUGCUGUCUGUGGUAAACAAGGAUCUCAGCUGGAAAAUAGCUCGUGGUGCCAGGGUCCCCAUCACCUCUCCCACCGAGAGCCAUGGAUUCGGACUGACGCCGCCGGGUGACCCCUCUCCGCUGAUGCCCCUGCGGUUGCAGAAGAGGACCUCUGGAAAUGGACAGGGGGAUGUGGGUCUCCCCCCAGCCUCACCCUGUGAUCAUGAGGUAGUCGUCCCCGGCCCAGACUGCACCCUCUUCCUGCUGACCGGGUACACCACAUACCAGCAGCCGUUGGUCUGGCUCCGCUCUCACCACCCACACCUGCUCAGGUCUGCAGCCGGCGAUGGGGCUGACAAUGACAUCCCGCUACGGCUGGAGUCCACUGCUGGCUGGCAUCGAAAUGCUGUGCAGAUCUGGGAGAUAGUGUCCGAGCUGGUGUCCCUCUGCACGUGGCCUCCUCCCUCUAACCCGUUCACCCUGGACUUGCGCCACUUGGAGUCGCUUCCUCUGACUGAGAGGUUCCUCGCUACAGGUGCCCUGACCAGCUUUCUACAGAAACUCGUGAUACAUGGAGAUUGGGAGCAGCCGUACCAUAGCAAAGUGCUGGAGGACCUGGAGACUCUAAACAGGCUUCACGUCAAGGCCCUGCUCGAGAUGCGGAGGCUGAGGGAGAGCGAAGAGGAGGCAGGAGGCGAACAGGAGAAAGGCGUUGCCUUACCCUGCAGCGAGUGAGCGGACAACGGCCCUCCGGCAGGAGUCGAAGGAGGGAGCGAUAGGAACAUAAGAAAUAAAGACCUGCUUUAUUUGUCACAUGUAUAUUGAAGCAUACAGUGAAAUGAGUUAUUGGCAUCAACAACCGACACGGUCUGAUGAUGUGCUGGGGCAGCCAGUAAGUGUUUCCAACCAACAUAGCUGCCCACAACUUACUAACCCUACCAUAUGAACUCCCUUCCAAUAGCAGCAGGAAUUAAACCCCAACUGGUGGCACUACAAAGCAUUAUGUAAACACUGCACGACCGUGUCACGUGGCCAGUCCGACCUGCUUCGCCAUUCAAUAAGAUCAUGGCUGAUCUGUCCGUGGACUCAGCUCUACCCACCUGCCUGUUCCCCAGAACCCUGAAUUACCCUGCUUUGCAAAAAUCUAUCUCACUUUGUCUUAAAAUAUUUGAUCAGUUUGCCUCUACUGCUAUCUGGGCAAAGAAUUCCACAGGUACAUUUCUUUCUAGGAAAAGCAGUUUCUCCUCAUGUCUAUUCCCCCAAAUCUUGAGGCUUUGUCCCCUGAUUCUAGUCUCACCAGUUGAAACCGCUUUCCUGCCUCUGUCUUAUCUAAACCUUUCGUAGUUUAAUGUUUCUAUCCCCUCUCAGGUGACUCAGUAUCUCCUCACAGGCGAUCCCCGUGUGUGGGUGGGUGCUCGGGGACCAAAAGCUUGGACGCAGAAGUCUGGAGGAAAAAGCUGAAGGUUGAAGUCCGAAGCUCAGAGGGUGUGGAGAUAAAGAGGCCGAAGGUUGAGUCUGCGAGUUUGGGCCAGGGACUGUAGGUUGAAGGCCCGAUAUCUGAGAGACCGGGACCGAGACCUAGAGGUGGCCUGUCCUAGGGUUAGACCAUAAGACAUAGAAGCAGAAUUAGGCCAUUCAGCCCAUUGAGCUUGUUCCACCAUUCCAUCACGGCUGACUUAUUCUCCCUCUCAACCCCAUUCUUCUGCCUGUAACCUUUGAUGCUGUGGCUAAUCAAGAACCUAUCAACCCCCACUUUAAAUCUACCCAGUGACUUGGCCGCCCCAGUUGUCUGUGGCAAUGAAUUUCACAGAUUCACCACCAUCUGGCUAAAGGAAUUCCUCCUCAUCUCUGUGGCUGUGCUCCUUCACCCUAGACUUCCCCACUAUAGGAAAUUUUGAAAUUUGAUAGGAUUCAGUGAGAUCCUCCCUUAUGCGGGUUGGAGGUCGGACUGUGUGUGGGGUGGGUGGGAGAGCAGUUUGUUCCGCUGCUUGUCCUGUUCUGCCGAAUGUUAAGAGUAUGCUAUGUUGGUUCCAGAAUGUGUGGUGACACUUGAGAGCUGACCUCAGCUCAUCCCGGGGUUGUGUUGGAUGUUAACGCAUUUCACUGUAUGUGACAGAUAAAUCCAAAUCUGAAUGUAAAUAUGGUCAAAGGGUGAGAACAGCAGUGGGCAGUCGCCAGUUCUGCCCGUGCCAGUGGCCUGCCUCUCUUCCAGGGUCACAGCAACACCCAUGGGUGUUCCCUGGAGAAGGAGCACAUGGCACAAUGGGGGAUUUCCGGAGGCUUGAGUGCAUUCUGUAUGGCAGUGAGCGUGUCAGGUUUUGAAAACGUAUCUUAUGAAGUACUGCACCGUUGUGUUCCUGUGCUACGGUAAGCACUGAAUAAAUAGAUACAAGGGAUCUGUGUGCUUGGUAACCUUCAGAACUGUCAGUGUAUUGGAUAAGCUGCAAACUGGAAUGAGACAGGGAAGGAGGAUAAGUGAGUGAUUUAUGGAGGAGUAAAGGAAGAAAAAGAAAAUUGAAAAGGUAGGGAGAAAGAGGAGAGGAGGAGGUAAGAGUGAAGCAAAGAGGGGCAGUGAGAAGGGAGAACUGCACUGUGUGUGAGCCAGUGAGGGGGGCACUGCGCUGCGCGUGGGCCAGUGAGGAGGGGGCACCUCGCUGCGCGUGGGCCAGUGAGGAGGGGGCACCGUGCUGCGCGUGGGCCAGUGAGGAGGGGACACCGUGCUGCGCGUGGGCCAGUGAGGAGGGGGUACUGCACUGUGUGAGAGCCAGUGAGGAGGGGGCACUGCACUGUGUGAGAGCCAGUGAGGAGGGGGUACUGCACUGUAUCUGGGCCAGUGAGAAGGGAGCACUGCAUUGUGUGUGGGCCG
Hypanus sabinus (Atlantic stingray) is the source of this 3361-nucleotide messenger RNA. RefSeq lists its product as uncharacterized. The record is from RefSeq and is a predicted model, not a curated record. The transcript has 8 exons. Bases 385 to 1230 code for a protein of 281 amino acids. Lineage: Eukaryota; Metazoa; Chordata; Chondrichthyes; Myliobatiformes; Dasyatidae.